Molecule: messenger RNA, 149 nt
Organism: Rotaria sp. Silwood2
Lineage: Eukaryota; Metazoa; Rotifera; Eurotatoria; Philodinida; Philodinidae
Source: the annotation of a GenBank genome assembly
GUUGGUAAAGAGAAUAUGUCGAGAAGUAUUUAUAAAUUCGUCAAAUUUUUAAUUCGAUUAAAAAUAGAACAAUUUGAUAAAUUAAUUAAUUUGUUAUUAUUAAGAUAAAUCGUGAAAAAUUACAAAUUGAACUCGAUGAAUGUCGAUAA